CUCACAGCGCCUGGGGCUACUGCCACACAUGUAGAUAAAUAUGAUUCCUCGAUACCUGCCCCCAACCUCCCUGCUCUUCCAUUAGUGUCAGCGGUGGGAUCAGACCGGAGUCCCAGCUGCUAACCCAGGCCCAGGGCCCAGGCCGGCUGAGCGCUCUGUGCUGGACGGAGAUGGCCUUGGUGCUGGUCGCUGCCUUUUGCCUUCUGAGCGGUGCCUACGCCCAGGACUGGGGUGUGACACUCGCACCAGGGCCCAUUGAAAGAUGGGCAGGCUCCUGCGUGACCAUCCCCUGCUCCUUCACCUACCCCGCAGGGUGGAUGGUCAGGGCUGUGAGCUGGAUACGGGACGGGGAUCAAACCGUGUAUCACUCGGACGAGGCUCGUGUCCACGCUGACUUCAAGGGGCGCGUCCGCUACCUGGGGGACCUGCAGCACAACUGCUCCCUGCGGGUGGCGGGGCUGCGCCCCAGCGAUCAGGGCACCUACCGCUUCCGGUUCGAAGUAGUGGGCAAUGGCAGCAGCCAUAACGCAUGGACGGGCAAGACAGGACAGCGGCUCAGUGUCUCCGACGAUCGGUGCCAGCCCUCCCUGGGGCGCCGACUGGAACCGGGAACCUCCCUCAACUGCUCCGUGGGGGCCACCUGUCCCCAUCGCCCCUCCUGGUACGACCGAGAUGGCGCGCGGCGGAGCCCAGAGCAAACCCCGGGCAGGGCUGGGGCGACCGAGCUGCAAAUAUCCCCGUCCCAGCUGGACCCCGGCGCGGCGCUGAGAUGCCAGGUGGAUGGAUACAGGGAUGAGUGUGACUCUGCCCAAUCCCAGCCCCUGGGGACAGUCGCCCCCAACGUGUCCAGGGUUGAGGUUUCGUGGCCGGCAGGGAAGGCAGCGCUGAGGGAAGGCGACAAUUUUACCCUGCGCUGCCAGGCUGCUGCCCUGCAGCCCGUCGCCAGGUACGUCUGGUCCCGCGGGGACGUGUGGCUGCCAGAAGCCGGGCAGGAUUUACGUGUUGACAAGGCAGCCGUCUCUGACGGAGGGAGCUACGCGUGCGGGGUCUGGGUCUCUGGCCCCGGCUGGGGGUAUCUGAGCCUCUCUGCGAGGGAAUCGAUCCAAGUUCAGCACGCCCCCACAGGUGUCCGUGUUAUGGCAGCACCGGGCACCAGCCUGCAGGAAGGGGAAUCGGUGACACUAACGUGCAGUUACACCAGCAGCCUCCCCGCCCCCGACUCCUACGCCUGGUACCGGGGCGGCCGGCAGCUGGGGGGAUCCCAGCGGGAAAUGGGGUUUGUGACGCAGUAG
Molecule: messenger RNA, 1292 nt
Organism: Mauremys reevesii (Reeves's turtle)
Lineage: Eukaryota; Metazoa; Chordata; Testudines; Geoemydidae
Product: sialoadhesin-like
Exons: 6
Coding region: 171-1292 (373 amino acids)
Source: RefSeq, a predicted model, not a curated record